This is a messenger RNA of Lizanozyma spartinae, 1158 nucleotides long. RefSeq lists its product as uncharacterized. The record is from RefSeq and is a predicted model, not a curated record. Lineage: Eukaryota; Fungi; Ascomycota; Pichiomycetes; Serinales; Debaryomycetaceae. The coding region runs from base 1 to 1158 and encodes 385 amino acids. The transcript has a single exon.
AUGAGCGGAUACUCAUACCCCAAUGCCACUGACUUGGCCAACCUAACUAAGAUAACGGCAGAUCUGUUCAAAGAAACUAACAUAGCCAAGUAUCUCCAGUUAGACAAACUAUCACCACCACAGAAACCACAAUUAAUUGAAAUGAAACCAGCAACUUCCCCAACACCAGGCCCUAUUGAGAAUUUGUUGAAUAUUAGUCAAAAGCUUAUAGGCCAAUAUAAGAUGGAACUUCCCUAUUCCAAUAGUCAAAGCAAAAUUGAUCAUAAUAAUGAACCCGAUAAGGAGAAUGAUGAUGUAUGCUGUAGUAGUAAUAAAAUGACAACUACUAACAUCAAUAUAACCCCACGCAAGAAUACAACUCACAACUCGGUCUCUGUUUCAGCUAGAGGUACCAAAAGAUCAUGGCCAACUGAUCAACAAGAUGACGCCCAAGACCAUGAAUCUGAAGUCCUGCAAAACUAUAGUCUUGUGCUUAAUUCAAGACCUGUUUCAUCUGGUACCCCUCUCGAAAAUAAGUCUAGCUUCUUCUCUCCUGCUGGUAAGGUUCCUGGUUUACAGAAGAAGCUGUCACUGGUGUCGCUUUUACAAUCCACGCCGGUAAAUAAAACGUAUACCCCACUGAACAAGAUGUUGAAGGCAAACAUGGCAGUUGUAGUCAAUACCGACAAGAAGCCAAUCCAAAUAUAUGCUGAUAAGCCACAACAACAUCAGCUACAAUUACAAGCUGUUAAGAAGGAGAUACGGAUCUUGUCAGAAGAUGCGAACAAACCCGAAGAAAGCACUAAGGAUAAAAAUGAAUAUGAAGAUGGCGAUGGUGAUGAAGAUGAAGAUGAAGAUGAAGAUGAGGAAGACAAAUUAGCUUGUCAUGCAAAUAACAUCAUGAGAAUGGCCGUUGACUCCACGAUGCUUGGAUCCACAUUUAAUGCUUCACUUUCAUCACACUAUGAUGACUCCAUUGUCAAUAUACUCCAACAGCUGCUGAUGCUGCUGCCUCAUGAUGGGUUUGCGUUUGUCCCGGAGACAGAAGAUGCAGACAAGUCAUUGAUUGAGACCAUGAAGUUGAAAUGGGGUAAGAAGGGAAGAUAUAAUUUGGAUUCGAACCGUGCCUCGAGAGUUGAAAUCAACGAGGAUGAUUUAAAGGCUGCUGUUGGAAUAUAG